AUAUUUCAAUCGGUUUCUUAUCCUAUAAUUGGUAUUAGCUCAAUGUUGUUUUGUUUGUAUUUGCACGGAGAGCUAAAGAGAGAUCAUUUAUAUGUGCCACUUAAUUUUGUUCUACCCUGGAAUCAAACAACACCACUUGGAUAUUGUGGUGAAAUCUUUGUGGUCGUUCUCUUUGCUGUUUCUUAUUUCGUUAUACACGGUGUCUCUUUCUUGAUAUUCAUUUCGAUGUGUUUUCAUCAUGAAGCAUUUUAUGAAAUGUUUCAACAUAAGAUGCGCAAAUUAAAUCAUCCCGAUGAGAACGGCAAUGAGAGAAAGUUACUUUGCAAGAUUAUUCAGUUCCAAAUUUCGAUUAGAAAUUGGUUUUUACAUUCGUCUAAGGUCUAUACACUUGUCAUUAUGAUCGAACUAAUUCAAAAUAUGUUGGGUUUGGCAAUUGUCAUCUUUGAAUUGGAGAUGCAAUCAAAACAUAUUAGUAUUGAUGGUUUGGUUUUCUUCUUGGGAACCUUAGUUUCAAUUGGGAAUUUGUUUUUGUAUUGCCAUUUUGGAAAAUUAGCUUCCAAUAGCUAUGAGAAAAUGACAGAUUGUCUUUAUAAUGAUUGCAAUUGGAUGUCGUUACCUAAUGAUCUUAAAAAGAACAUUCUCUUUAUGAUUCAAAUGUCGCAAAAACCCAUUUUCUACCAUGGAUUCGGAAUCCUUGAGCUGAAUUUGGAAACGUUCACUAAGUUUAUGAAGACCACCUGCAGCUAUUACAUGAUUUUGAAAACUUUGAAUGACAAAUAAAUUACAAAAUUGUUUCUGUUAAAAUCAACAUCGUAGCAAUGCACCUGUUGUACCUAAUA
Molecule: messenger RNA, 839 nt
Organism: Contarinia nasturtii (swede midge)
Lineage: Eukaryota; Metazoa; Arthropoda; Insecta; Diptera; Cecidomyiidae
Exons: 5
Coding region: 43-780 (245 amino acids)
Biological process (GO): sensory perception of smell; detection of chemical stimulus involved in sensory perception of smell
Cellular component (GO): plasma membrane
Molecular function (GO): olfactory receptor activity; odorant binding
Source: RefSeq, a predicted model, not a curated record